AUGGCUAGCCUUGAUUUUACUCGCCUGAUGACUUCUGGCAACUUUUCGGAUCUAAAAUUGGUGUGCCAAGGCAAAGAGUUCAAGAUCCACAAACUGGUUGCCUGCUCUCAGUCGUCAGUCAUUGCGACAGCUCUCAAGGGAGACUUCAAGGAGGCACAGUCCGGAAUCAUCACCAUUGAGCAGUUCGACGCAGAGACAGUCCGGCGUAUGGUAGAAUACUUGUAUACGGGAGAUUACGAUCAAAUCAAAGCAAAGAGCAACGCUGCUACUUCUGUCGCUCUUACGACGCCCACCACUGCAGCUAGUACCGCAUCUAGUACUACGCCCAGUACUGCAGCCAGCAUCACGCCCAGUACCGCAUUCAGUACUACGCCUAGCACCACACCCAGUGGCGCAUCCAGUAUCGCACCGAGUAUCACGUCCAGCACAACUCCUGCUCUAUUAGUUACCAAUGGCACACUACAGCAUGUGCAGGUGAAUGCAAUUGCCGACUACUACGAAGUCCCAGGCCUUGCUCAGCUAGCAAAUCGAAAGAUCCAACAAACUUAUCUUGCCAGCUGGGAUCUCAAUGCCUUUGUCGCCUCAGCGAAAGCCGCUAUUAAUGACAGUGGCGAUAAGUCGCUGCACAAUAUGAUGGCGCUUUUCACAGCCCAAAAGCUGAAGGAACUACUCAGAUCUGGUCAGUUGCCUAGUUUAGUUGGCGACUUUGCUGCCUCAGUCCUGGCAUAUCAUGCUCAUCUGCUCGAAGCAUCCCAGCGAGAGCAGAGCCAAGCUGCUGUGCAACAACAGCAAGAGGCCCAACAGCAACAAGCCCAGGCCCACGUCGCCUUGCAACAGCAAUACAAUGACCUUCUAGUUGAGCGUCAGGCUGCAGAAGCAAGAGCUACACGCGUUAUUGAGAAUGUUGGCAAGCUCGUCAGUCUAUCAAACCACCAGGAAUGUUGUCGGAGUAUUAGUUGUGGAGAGGACUUUGGAAGCUACAUUGAGGCAACUGGGGACCCUGCUGAGCCGACGUAUAUUCUUCGGUGCUCUUGGUGUCACUGUAAGCAUACUACAAAUUAGAUGGGAGUGGAGACGUUUGUUGGACCGGGAUAUGGAGACGUUUGUGAAUGUAAUUCUACAGUAGCAUACUUGUUCGUCUUUGAUGACAUGCUUACCCGCCGGCGCUAGAGUCGAAUCACAUUUGACACUAUUAGGCAGCUGACGAAUAAAAACACCUAUGGCAAG
This is a messenger RNA of Trichoderma atroviride IMI 206040, 1227 nucleotides long. RefSeq lists its product as uncharacterized. Gene Ontology annotation, molecular function: protein binding. The record is from RefSeq and is a predicted model, not a curated record. NCBI's taxonomy places the organism in Eukaryota, Fungi, Ascomycota, Sordariomycetes, Hypocreales, Hypocreaceae.